AUGGAGCGCGUGUCUCGGUUCUCUGGGUUCAAGUCCAUCUACCGGUCGAUUCCCUUCCAGAUUGCCAUCGCCAGUGGUGUCUCAUUCACUGCUCCUGGCAUGUGGGAUGCCAUGAACAACCUUGGCGCUGGUGGAGCAGCAGAGCCCUAUGCCGUCUCGGCGGCAAAUGCCUUGGUCUACGGAUUGUUCUCCAUCGUAUGUGUUGCGGCCGGUGCCAUCAACAACCGCAUCGGCCUUCGUUUUGGCUUGGUCCUCGGAGCUAUUGGUUAUCCGAUCUAUGGCGCCGGUCUCUAUACCAACAACUAUGCUCCCACCACGUGGUUCAUGCUCUUUGGCAGCGCGUUAUGUGGCAUCUCCGCUGGGUUCUUCUGGGCUGCCGAGGCGGCCAUCAUCAUCGGAUAUCCCAGCCCGCAGGACCGCGCGUUCUACCUGGCGAUCUGGCAAACAGCCAAAGCUGCCGGCCCCAUCGUGGGUGGUGCCAUCAGCCUGGGCCUCAACGCACAGACUUCCUCCAAGGGAACCAUCAGCGCAGGCACGUACAUUGUCUUCAUCGUCAUUAUGUGCCUGGGAUUACCGAUCGCCCUCUGCCUGAGUCCGGCGGAGAAGGUGCAACGCAAAGACCGAACGCUGGUCGUGGUGCACAAGCAAGCGACGUGGGCAGCCGAAUUCAAAGCAGCUAUCAAGCUGAUCGGGACCCGCCGGGUACUGAUGUUGCUGCCGGCCUUUUUCAUCAGCUAUUUCUACAACGCCUUCUCUAGCACCUGGUUGACCGACUACUUCACGGUUCGAUCGCGCGCCUUCUCUUCUUUCUUCACCAACUUCGCCGGAAUCGCCUCCUCGUUUCUGAUUGCCGGACUGCUCGAUCGCCAAAAUAUCCACAUCAAAACCCGCGCCAAGAUUGCCUUCUCGUCGAUCAUCCUCAUUCUCACCGGCACUUGGAUUUGGGCUUGCGUGCUGCAAAGUCAGUUCUACUCGGCCCCGGAGGCCCCCGUGUUUGACUGGUUCAAGGGCGGGUUCGGCAAGUCGUAUGCCCUGGUUUUCUUCUGGCAAUUUGGUGGUCAGGCCUUCCAGCAAUUCCUCUACUGGCUGGUCGGUCAGUACAGCACUGAUAUCUCGUCUCUGUCCUAUCACAGCGGAAUCUUGAGAGGAUUCGAGGCUCUGGGACAGACGGUUGCUUGGGCGAUGCAAACCGAGGGCAAUGUCAACCAUUUUGCCAGUAUUGGUCUCAACUUCGGCAUCACACUAUUGUGCGUCGUGCCUACCUGGAUCGUCCUGUCCGGCCUGGAACACAGCCACGAGGUGCAGGUCACAGUGGACGACAUGCCAUCCAAGGCCCAGGACGGUUCGGAGGCGUGA
Molecule: messenger RNA, 1356 nt
Organism: Aspergillus homomorphus CBS 101889
Lineage: Eukaryota; Fungi; Ascomycota; Eurotiomycetes; Eurotiales; Aspergillaceae
Exons: 3
Coding region: 1-1356 (451 amino acids)
Biological process (GO): transmembrane transport
Molecular function (GO): transmembrane transporter activity
Source: RefSeq, a predicted model, not a curated record